Paralichthys olivaceus (Japanese flounder) is the source of this 5679-nucleotide messenger RNA. RefSeq names its product glycerol-3-phosphate acyltransferase, mitochondrial (gene gpam). Gene Ontology annotation, molecular function: glycerol-3-phosphate O-acyltransferase activity. Gene Ontology annotation, cellular component: mitochondrial membrane; plasma membrane. NCBI's taxonomy places the organism in Eukaryota, Metazoa, Chordata, Actinopteri, Pleuronectiformes, Paralichthyidae. Gene Ontology annotation, biological process: glycerol-3-phosphate metabolic process; phospholipid biosynthetic process; fatty acid metabolic process. The record is from RefSeq and is a predicted model, not a curated record.
GCAAAAAAAAAAAAAAAAAACCCCGACACGCAGAACGAUGCCCCCUCUGGCCGCUGGGUGAACUGCACCCUCGCCGUGUGCUUGGUGGCUGCUUCUUGUUCAUCUCGUCACAUCUUGAUCCGGCGGAGCUGAGCCGGUUCCUCCCGAGCACAGCGGGGCCGAGCCAACACGACCCCGGAGAGCUCCGCGCCACCGGCUUCAGUCAACGGGGAUAUUAGUGCGAUAUGAGCCAGCGGAACACGAUAUUGAAGCUUGCCAGCUAGUGCUGUGUGACCUGGAGGGAGAGCAAAGACAGCAGAGAACAUGGAGCUGUCAGAUGGCUUGUUGCUGCAGGUCAAUAAUGGAGAGCAGUGGUGUAACCGCUGGAAGCAUCCCAAUGAUGACUCGGACCGCAGUACCAGCCCUUCAGUCCUGCGCUGUGUUACCAGCACGUGGAAGGAGGGACUGCUGAACAGAAAGAGGCCCUUUGUAGGCCGCUGCUGUCACUCCUGUUCACCACAGAGCUGGGAGAAGCUGUUCAACCCGAGUAUUCCAUCUCUGGGAUUGCGUAAUGUAAUCUACAUCAAUGAGACCCACACAAGACAGCGGGGCUGGUUGGCGCGCCGACUGAGUUAUGUGUUGUUUGUAAUGGAGAGAGACGUGAACAAGGACAUGUUCACCAGGAACGUGGUGGACAAUGUGCUCAACAACAGCAGGGUGGAGACUGCAAUCGUGGAGGUAGCCACAGAUUUGGAGGCUGCAGCGAGCCAACCUGGGCAGGAGCCUAAAGCUGUUAGCAAAGUGAAGCAGAAAGCCAGGGCCUUCCUCCAGGAGAUGGUGGCCAACAUUUCACCAGCCUUCAUCAGGCUGACAGGCUGGGUUCUACUGAGGCUCUUCAACGGUUUCUUCUGGAGCAUACAGAUCCACAAAGGUCAGCUGGAAAUGGUCAAGAAAGCUGCUACAGAGCAAAAUGUGCCCAUGGUCUUCCUCCCUGUUCACAAAUCUCACAUCGACUACCUGCUCAUCACCUUGAUCCUGUUCUGUCACAACAUCAAAGCUCCACACAUCGCAGCAGGAAACAAUCUGAGCAUCCCCAUCCUCAGCACUCUGAUCCGUAAACUGGGAGGAUUCUUCAUUCGGCGGAAAAUGGAGGAAACGGGAGAUGGAAAGAAAGACAUUUUGUACAGAUCACUCUUAAAUGCAUACACAGAGGAGUUGUUGCGUCAGCAGCAGUUUUUGGAGGUCUACCUGGAGGGUACUCGCUCUCGCAGCGGUAAGCCGUCCACAGCACGUGCAGGCAUGUUGUCCCUUGUGGUAGACGCACUGUGGUCCGGGUCCAUACCUGACGUACUGGUGGUGCCAGUUGGGAUCUCCUACGACCGGAUCCUUGAGGGCAACUACAAUAGUGAGCAGCUGGGAAAACCCAAGAAGAAUGAGAGCUUGUGGGGAAUAGCGUGUGGAGUGUUCCGGAUGCUGAGGAAGAACUACGGGUGUGUGCGGGUUGACUUCAACCAGCCGUUCUCUUUGAAGGAGUACCUGGGUACCCAGAGAAACCGCCAUAUUCCACCCCCAGAGUCCCUGGAACACACCUUGAUGCCCAUCAUUAUUUCUGCACAGCCUGAUGCUCAGCUGUUCGAGCGGCAGGAGGAGCAGCAGCAGAUGAAUAGAGAGCUGCCUGAUGACAUCUUCAGACGUCAACUUAUUAACAACCUGGCCAAGCACGUCCUCUUCACGGCUAAUAAGUCGUCAGCAAUCAUGUCUACCCACAUCGUUGCCUGUCUGCUGCUGUACAGACACAGACAGGGGGUGGUGCUGUCAAAGCUGGUGGAAGACUUCUUCAACAUGAAGGAGGAGAUCCUCUCACGGGACUUUGACCUGGGCUUUUCAGGGAACUCGGAGGACGUGGUCAUGCGUGCCCUCCACCUCCUGGGAAAUUGUGUCAACGUGGCCAGCAGUGCAAAUCGUAAUGGCGAGUUCACGAUCGCACCCAGCCAAACUGUACCAGCGCUGUUCGAGCUCAACUUUUACAGCAAUGGCCUUUUCCACGUCUUCAUUCCUGAUGCAAUCAUUGCCUGUAGCAUCCUGUCACUGCAGCGAGAGCUGGUCGUGGAGUCAGAGUCUGAUCAGCCGUCUGGUGGUCCCUGUGGCCUCCUUCUCAGUCAGGAGAGACUCAUCCGCAAGGCUGCCGGGCUCUCCCACUUCCUUACCAACGAGGUGGCGGUCGCACCUCCCUGUCAGACAAUUUACCAGGUUUUCCAUGAUGCAGUGACCAGGCUGAUCCAGUAUGGAGUUCUCUACGUAGCAGAGGAUGAACAGGAGGAACUGAGCCCCAGCCCCACAGAAGAACCUUGGUCCAAGAAGUUUCCCGAGCCUCUGUCCUGGAGAAGUGACGAGGAGGAUGAGGACAGUGACUUUGGAGAGGAACAGAGAGAUCGCUACCUAAAGGUGAGCGUUUCCGCAGAGCACCAGGACUUCUUCAUCUUCCUCCAGCGGCUGCUCAGCCCUGUGCUGGAGGCGUACAGUGGGGCUGCGAUCUUUGUCCACAGUCUGAGUCAGCCCAUGGCUGAGUCCGAAUACACCCAGAGGCUUUUCAGAUACCUGCUCACCCGCACAGAGAGAGGAGUGGCUGCUUAUGGCGAAAGUGCAACUCAUUACCUUGUUAAAAACACAGUGAGGACAUUCAAAGAGCUCGGGGUUUUGAAGGAGAGAAGAGAGAACAAGGUGACAACUCUGGAGCUGAGCACCACCUUUCUACCUCAGACCAAUCGGAACAAACUCCUGCAGUACAUCUUAGGGUUCACGCUGCUGUGACCAAGACACACCUUCCAGCUCAGACCCCAGGCUCCUUCCACUAAAGGGCUUCUACUGGUUACUUCAAAAACAAUCCCAGGUGCUACUCUGUGGAACACUUUACCAGGAAGUGCCUUCACGCAAAAGCCGCUAACUGUUAGCUGUUAGAUGGAAGAGACUUGAAGCCAGUCUUCCCUUUUUUUUGUCUGUCUGUGACUCCCUGUCUUGGAACUGUGCAGCUGAUGAAAUACACGUGCUGUUACUUUGAAGAGGUACGUCUAGGUACAAUCCCCCUCUUUGUGAACGUUGCCAGUGAAGACGUUUUAAUACUAUCAGAAUUUUAAACCAUCAGAAAAUAUACAGCAGGAUAGUAAACAAACACUUUUACAGCAAUCUGAAUAAAACAAGCUGCCUUUCAUCAUCACAAGUUAACAAGCGAAAUAUGCAUAAAAAUAAUGGUAAACGUAACCAACAACAACAAUAUUUUUAUGUUAACUCUCUGUCUGUAAAACUGCUAUCAUACAGUAGAAAACAAAAUGUAGUUUGAAAGCGUUUUGAAAGUAAAUUCCUGUACAUAGGGCACAAGAGAGAUUUCUCUUGUUUAUAGUGCAUUUAAAUACAUGCACUCUGGCAUCAUCAGUAAUAUAGGUAACUUAAAUAGAGAGAUUUGCUGAACCCUGGGAGAUAUAGUAUCCCUGCUAAAUGCGAACAUAUGCAAAUUUUCAUUCACAAAAAUAUUUGUACAAAUCAAAUCCUCCGUAAUUUAAGUCAUUCUGCACAGUUUAAGAUAUCAAAACAAUAAGCUGCAAAACCAACUCAAAUAUUUAAAAGUAUUUACUCGGCAAAUACAAAAUGUACCUGUUCAAAGGCCUGGUUAGUUCAAGCCUAAGAUCAUGAGUAUCCAUAUUUAAGUGCAUUCAAACAACUAAUAUCUAAGUUACACAUUUCAUCUUGAGUUUUGACGAGGAAUGAUCUUUGUGUUUGUGCAACACAUUUCUUUUCACAUUUCAAUGAAUGUUACAUCACACAGCUCUUAAUAUACUUGAUACCAGCCAUCAAAUCCACUUUCAUUCAAACGUAACAAGCUCAGAAACUCUUUGGUCGUGAUUUUCAGGGACGGACUUCUGCUGAGAGAGCAAUCUCACUCAGACAAUUGUAAGUGCCGUUUGAACAAUAGGUCAGUUCUUUGAGAGUUAGUUAUUAGUGAGAAUGUAUUAGUGUUGUUGAUGUUGUUGUACUGUACUUUGAGUUGUUUACUUUUUAACACAAACUGCCGUGAGAAGCAGUAAAAACAAACAAUAUCCUCAACAGUUUAUUUUCAGAUUUUCAGCACGUUUGUUCUACUUUCUCAAAUUUAUAUUGUAAAAUAUAUAUAUAUAGUUAAACUUAAAACUAUUUGUAUUUCUUUUUUUUUUCUAAAAUGCAUGUUGGAAAGAAUUGUGUCGGGCAUGCUGGGAUUAAAAAGGCGUUGAUGAUGAAAAUCAAAAACACACCUAAACAAGAAUACUCGAGCGCAUACCUCCGCCAAGGCCCCACAGUCCCAUAGAUAUUAGUCCCCCAAAAUAUGCCUGAUUUUUAUAUUCAUCAUGGUCCAAUUCUCUAAAAAAGAAAAAAGAAAAGCUUGCUUUGUAAAAGAAAAAGGAAGAUCUGCCGCAAAUUGAAUGGAUUCUUUCUUGGCUCGCGUACCAUCCUUUCACCAAGUUUUUUGUGGAAAUCCAUUCAAUAGUUUUUGCAUAUUUUUGCCGACCAACAAACAAAUAAAUGGACUGGAGCAAAAGCAUAACCUCCUUGGCGGAGGUAACUACCAAAGUAAAACACGAGUAGAGUUAAAACAUUUCAGUGGAACCUCACAGCACAGCCCCCGUGCAUUUAGCUACAGUAGUUUUGUGUUUUAUUGUAAAAUAAGUUCGUAACACAACGGAACUCUUGUCUUAUGUGUUAACUUGUAAAUCAUGAGCAUAAAGGUUUAAUAUUCGUUGGUGUAUGUGUGUCAUGCAAGGCUGACACCAGAUAAUAAGAAAAGCAGGAUGGCGGGUGUUUGGAAAGCUCAGAGGAAGUCUGGUGAAUCGUCGUGUAGGAACUACUGACCCAAAUCUGUGAUGAGUGAUAAUGUGAAGACAUUGUGAAUGUUAGAAGUCAACAUUCUUCAUCUGUCUGGGCAAUAAGAUAAAAUGAGAAUUGGGUGUCUGAUUUACAUUUAAAUUCAUAUCUACACUGAAAGAGCUGUACGAUUAAUUAAAAUCUUCCCAACUCACAGCGAUAUUUAAUGUUAAACUGCAUAUUUUCAUGCAGUUUGAAUUUGUGUAUGAAAUAACCUGCGAUUAGAAAACGAUGUACUUGUUUGCAGAUUGGUGAAUUUCACUAGUAGCAUGUGGAAGAACAGAAAAGUAUGUGAUUUAAGUGGAAAUGCGAUCAGAGAACAUAAAUAUAAUGUGUCCAUGCUGAACCUCAGCUGAAACUCUGACAUUUAUAGCUUUUCUGAGCCCCACCUGCCCCACACACACUGAGGGGACGCACCGCCAGGACAAAACCACUACUCAGACUGUACUGCAUGUUUCCUCUGGUCGCAUUCUAAUCAUCGACUCUUCAAUGUGAAAUCCACUUAACCUGGGAAUUGUGUUUUACAGUCUAGUGUGUAUUAUGUUUAAGAGCAUAAUAGCUGUUUGUGUAGGAGAUAAAAAAAUGUGUUACCUCUUGAAUGUAUCUCAUCUGUCCCCUGAAAGGUUUGUGUGAUGUUCUAGGAAACUCCAUAGAGUCUGUACAGAUAUGAUAUAGUUUUUAUGAACUGCUCGUGGGGUUUGUUGAGACUGAAGCUUCAUUAACAACAUCCCACUGCAACUACUAUGUACAAAUUUUGUAGAAUUAAAAAAAUCAUGCCUGUAUCUGGGGAGCAGGUGCCUUUUUAAUGCA